GUUUGACUGAGGGAUUGAAAAAAAGUGUCUGCUCCGAUAGCAGUUGUACGGAAUCGGGUUCAUUAUUUUGUAACUUAUUUUGUGCUAAAGACAGCGCGUUGGCUGUAGCUGAACGGCAAAAUGCUUUCCUCUGGGUCGGCUGCAAUCGGGGUGAGUGCUCUGGCCUCAACGGCUUACGGCAAUGAGCGUACCGAGGUAGCAGAAUACGCGAACGAGGGUGGCUUCUUCCACGCAGAUUACAAAAAGCACGAUGACUUGAAGCAAAUGUUGGACAGCAACAAGGACAGCCUGAAGCUGGAGGCGAUGAAACGAAUCAUCGGGAUGAUAGCGAAGGGCCGCGACGCGUCCGACCUGUUUCCGGCCGUGGUGAAGAAUGUGGUGUCGAAAAACAUCGAAGUAAAGAAGCUGGUGUACGUGUAUCUGGUGCGAUACGCCGAGGAGCAGCAAGAUCUGGCCCUGCUUUCAAUCUCCACCUUCCAGCGGGCGUUGAAGGAUCCGAAUCAGCUGAUCCGAGCCAGCGCACUGCGCGUGCUGUCCAGCAUCCGGGUGUCGAUGAUUGUUCCGAUCGUGAUGCUUGCGAUCCGCGACUCCGCCUCCGACAUGAGCCCGUACGUGCGCAAAACGGCGGCCCAUGCCAUUCCGAAGCUGUACCAUCUCGACCCGGAACAGAAGGACGAGCUGAUCGUGGUGAUUGAGAAGCUGCUGGCCGACCGUACGACGCUGGUGGUCGGUUCGGCGGUCAUGGCGUUCGAGGAGGUGUGCCCGGAGCGGACCGAGCUGAUCCACAAGAACUAUCGCAAGCUGUGCAAUUUGCUCGCCGAUGUGGACGAGUGGGGCCAGGUGCUUAUCAUCAAUAUGCUGACGCGGUACGCACGAACGCAGUUUCUGGAUCCUAACGCUGAUGAUGACUAUGACUACCAGGAAGCAGAAAAUAAACCCUUCUACGAGGACGAGUCCGAUUCCGAUGCUUCGGACGGCAAACGAAAGGAGAGUGCGGCGGUGGCUUCGCCUCGAAAAACCUACACGCUCGACAUCGAUCAUCGGAUGCUAUUGCGGCAGACGAAACCAUUGCUGCAAAGUCGCAACGCGUCCGUCGUUAUGGCCGUCGCCCAGUUGUACCACCAUGUGGCACCACGUAACGAGGUGGAAAUAGUGGCGAAAGCGUUAAUACGCUUACUGCGCAGCUACAAGGAGGUGCAGAGCAUCGUGCUCACCUGCAUUGCCUCGAUGACGAUCGAGCGGAAGUCCAUCUUCGAGCCGUUUAUCAAAUCGUUCUUCGUGCGCACAAGCGACCAGACGCAUAUAAAGCUGCUGAAGCUGGAAAUUCUGACGAACCUAGCGACGGGUAGCAACAUUUCCGUAAUUUUACGCGAGUUUCAAACGUACAUCAGUAGCAACGAUAAAGAGUUUGUGGCUUCCACGAUUCAGGCUAUCGGGCGGUGUGCGGUUUCGAUUUCGGAAGUGACGGAAACGUGCCUGAGCGGUUUGGUGCAUCUACUAUCGAACAAGGAUGAGUACGUGGUGGCGGAGAGUGUGGUCGUGAUCAAAAAGCUGCUGCAGACAAAGAAGGAGGAACAUUUCGAAAUCAUCUCGCAGAUGGCGAAGCUGCUCGAUUUCAUCCAGGUACCGGCGGCGCGUGCCUCCAUCCUGUGGCUUAUCGGUGAGUACAACGAAAAGGUGCCGAAGAUUGCACCCGAUGUGCUGCGCAAAGCGGUCAAAAGCUUCAUCGACGAGCAGGAUAUUGUGAAGCUGCAGGUACUGAAUCUGGCAGUGAAGCUGCACAUUACCAACCCGCAGCAGACGUCCCUGCUGUGUCAGCAUCUGCACAAUAUCGCCCGCUACGAUCCUAACUAUGACAUACGCGACCGGGCUCGGUUCUUGAAACCAUUCCUGCUGGCCUCGCCGGACGGGUCGGAUGCUGCCGGAUCGAUUCUGGUGGCAAAGGCAAGGAAAAUCUUCCUGUCCGAGAAGCCGGCUCCAACGCUCGAAAGCAUGUACCACGGCAGACGGCAAUAUCAGCUGGGAUCACUGUCGCACUAUCUGAAUAUGCCCACGAACGGGUAUCAAGAUUUGCCCGCCUGGCCAGCGGAGGCGCCCGACAGCUCGGUAAGAAACGUGGAACCACCGGCAUCGAUGGGUGGUGGAGAGUAUCCGGGACGGCCGGGCAACGAUCGUGCUGGAAGUGGAAAUUCUGUCGGGGAAGCUGACCGGCGCAAGAAAAAGGCGAAAUCUUUCUACUCCGGCUCGGAGGAUGGCACCCGGUCGAGCACUACGGAGGGUGCGUCGACCGCUUCUGGUUCGUCUUCGUCGGGUUCCGGCUCGAGCUCGGGAUCGGGAUCAUCAUCGUCUGGUUCGUCGAGCUCCGGCAGUGGUUCUAGUGGCAGCGAAAGUGGUACCAGCAGCAGCGACAGUGGAAGUAGUAGCACCAGUGGCAGCGAGGACAGUGAUUCCGGUUCUUCGAGUGACAAUGCAACGCGAAAGGUGCAGAAAAGUGUUGCCAAUGCACGUGAUGCAGCAGCAAAGAACAACCGUCGGAAGGAGGAUAGACCGACGAAAACGGCUUACAAUGAGAUGGACGGUACGAGUCGAUCCAAUAAGCAAAGCUCGAUGGAUGAGAGCGAUAGUGAUAGCAGCGGAAGCUAUGAGUCAUCCUCGUCUUCAGCCUCGUCUUCGGGAGGCAAGAAAAAAUCAUCUUCCAAACCCCAAACUAGCAAGCCGAACAACAAGCCCCGGGGAGGGGAGAAAAAGUCCGCAACGAAUGCUCCGGGCAAAAGCAACCUGGACCUUUUGCUCGACCUCGACGACAUUCCGCCGAUCGGUCCGGUGAUGACACCCUCGCUGGGAGGAUUCCUAACGCCUAUGGCAGCAACAAACACGGCAGGCGCUGGCACCGGCAUUGAGCUGGUCGGUCCGAGCUUCAUACCGAUCAAGAAGCACGAGCUGCUAAACAAGGUGAACGGGUUCGGGCUGGGAAUCGAGUAUCGUUUCGUUCGCUCGCCCCAUCUGUACUCAUCGCGCAUGGUUUCGGUGGAGCUGACGUUCACGAACCAUGGCAACGUAGAGCUGAUCGACAUCGAGAUGGGCAAGAAAGGGAACCUUCCGGCCGGGAUGGCUGUGAACGAUUUCGCCCCGAUCGGUAGGCUGAAUCCCGGACAGAGCGUGACGGGAAUGCUGGGCGUGGACUUUAACGAUUCUACCCAGCCCGUGCGGCUGGAAAUCUGUUCAGCGAGCGGCUCGAGCACGGUAACGCUGAAGGCUCCGGUCGGCGAGAUGGUACGAUCGGUAACCAUCGCGGAGAGUACGUUCGACAGCGAGCGGGCCAAGCUUCGUGGCAUGACGGAACAUUCCUGCACGCUGCAGCUCCGUGAUGCCCUUUCCCCGGACGAUAAGAGUUUGCAUCGGGCCGUGUUUGAGGCGAGCAAUGUGGCGUGCGUACCAGUCGAUGAUGGGAAGGACGAUUCCGUCAAGCGAUUGCUUUUCGCUGGACAAACGAUGAGCUCCAAAAGUUUGGUGCUCGUUGUGCUGGAGCGAAGCAGCACGUCCGACGGUAAAAACGCAUACUCAUUGACCGUGAACUGCGAAAAGUUGGUCGUCGGAUCGAUGCUGCUGAACGAGCUGAAGGCGGCGCUGAAGCAGUAGGGCGUUUGCAACAACGGCGGUGGCAGACCCCUUUCAUAUUACUAAUCAAGAGUAAAGCGAAUUUGUGCUUAUCGUAUUAUUAUAUUUUUUAUGCAAUCUCAUACUAUGCGCAUGCUGUGCAAAUUAAAAUAUCGAAAUAAAGCAAAGUCCGUUAAACGCA
Molecule: messenger RNA, 3799 nt
Organism: Anopheles merus
Lineage: Eukaryota; Metazoa; Arthropoda; Insecta; Diptera; Culicidae
Gene: rb
Product: AP-3 complex subunit beta-2
Exons: 4
Coding region: 121-3639 (1172 amino acids)
Biological process (GO): intracellular protein transport; vesicle-mediated transport
Cellular component (GO): membrane coat; AP-3 adaptor complex
Source: RefSeq, a predicted model, not a curated record